CUGCUGCUCCUGGGGCUGCGGGCCCGGCUCGUUGUCGUCCCCGAGGCCGUGCGGGGGGAGACUAGUAGGCCUCCUGCGCGGGGCUUGUGUCGGUGCGUGGCGGGGUCGCUGGCCCGUGCCGUGCCUCUCCUGCCGGCGGCCCGGCUGUGGGCGCUGCCGGGCUGUGAGGCUGCAUACAGUAGGAGAAAAUUGCUAGAAAGCAUGAGCACUUUGGACUGAGUUAUGUGGAAGAGCUGAACAUGAUUAAGGAACAUGACUCUAUAUGCACGGAAUCUCAGUGGGAUAGUCUGAAGAUCAAAUAAGUAAUAGUUACUGCUCCUAGAAACGUGAGCAUUUAGCCCUUAUUGGAAGAUUUAACGCUGGAUCAAUAGCACCAGUUAAGAACAUUAUCCUCCCCAGAGGUCAAAGAGUCCACAUAAGCCUGUCAUGAAUAUAAAUAAAAAUAUUUGUAAUUAAUUCAUUGGGUGUUCUGAAGUUCACAGAAAGUAAGGAUCUUCUGAAGUAAGAGACAUGAAAAAACAAACUCCCGAUCUCAGGGUGAUGACUCAGAGAAAUAAAUCUGUGGAAGAAGAUAUUGCUGACAAAAAUCAGAGAAGUUGCUCUGAAAAAGUUAACAGAGAAAAUGCUACUUGUAGUCAUGAAAGCACAGUUGUAAAACUGCCAGUAAUAGCAUCAUUUGCAGGUACCACUAAAAAAAUUGUAAUGCUCAAGCACCCAGCACCACCUCAGAAGCCAAGUUACUGCAGGUCUAAUUUUCAUGUUAAUAGCUCCCCAAUCUCAUUAGAAAAGACAAAAGCUGUUAGUAAAGUGGAUAGAGUGUGUAUGCUACAGAUGGAUCUCCAGAAUUUAAACAGAGAUAAAACUGAAGAAAUAGGUACUGUGAUUAAAGAUGGUGAUGAAUUUUGCUCUACAGAUUCUGAUAAAAACAAAAGUAUUUCAAGAAAGGGAAAAAUAACCAGGGAAAGCUGUAAGAAGAGAAGCAGAGUGAUUUCAAAAGCAAAGCAACAAGAUUUAGGUGUUGAAUCGGGAAGAGUGCUGAGAAAAGGAAGCAAGCAGCCAAGUGUGAGGUCUGCUCGAGAACAGUUGGAGGAGGCAAGAGAUGUGACUAGACCAGACACUUCAAAAAUAUACGAGAAGAACUUCCAGCAGAGCAAACCUGAAGAGCCUAUUUCCACACCAGCAUUGCCUGUGAAAGUGGUUGCAAGGUCUAUUGGUGAAAUAAUUGCUUCCCUGCAGUCUACUUCUCCAUCUCCCUCAGACCAGACGAUCAAAGAACUCCUGGAGAGUGUUCUUGGCCAGAACUACAACAUAAAAAUGGAAGCACCAAUUGAACAUGAGGAAAUAAAAACUGAAUCUCAAGUCCUGCCAAGUUUUCACCAAGCAAGCCUGAAGACACCAGUAGUUCAGAAAGAAUCUCAAGCAGCAGAAAAUGAAUCUCAGCCUAAAGAUGAGCUGUUAACAUAUAAUAAGCAGGUGAAGCAGGCUCCAGCCUCGGAUGCGCUACAGGUGGAAGGAAAAGCAAUAUCAAAAAUUAAACCAGAUGAAGUUCAGAAAGAGCUACAAGAGGAACACGACUUGCAACAAUCUUUGCUUCCUCAGGCCUCAAAUGUCAAAGGUCAACAUUAUCCAAGCAUUCAUCGUCUAUGUACUGCUUUUCCUAGUUUUAUAUUGCCUCCUUAUUUACAACUGGUUUCUAGAGUUUAUCAUACGUUAGACAGAAGAGGUCACAAUAUCUUAUUUACAGCAGAGGACACGGACAAUAAGGAGGAAGAACCAAUGUGUUCCAAAUGUAUUUAUUUGAAAGAGCAAGCUGAAAGGAAAAGAGUUUGUUAUGAGGGAGUUCCUAUUUCAGAGCAAUUCCAGAAUAAUCGGACAGAUGGGAUUCACUUUCUUCCCCCUCAUACAUCAAAAAGUCUAGCGGAAUGCCAAAAAAUUGCUGAAUAUUGUCUUAAAAAGCCACAACUGCAACUGUUAGGAGAGAAAGUUUCCAUUUAUCCAGAAGCUUUAAAAAUGUUUUGGGCUCCAGCUCCACCAAAAUUCUCUGCUCCAAUUUCUUCAUUAAAGGAAAUUUUAUUUCCUACGUAUGAGAGCAAUGCUGUUGAGGAUGUUGUAUUUGAAGGCUUUUUCACUGAUCAUGAUGAAGAGUUAGAAGCUGAGCAAGAUGAUCAUGAUUUCUAUGAUUAUGGGCUGACAAAAAGUUUACUGAGAAGAUGCCAAUCCUUGCCUGACUUUUCUGACAGUGAGAGCUCAGAGACAAGUUUGAUUAAAAGAUCAGUCUCAGCUCUGGAGAUGACUGCUUUCAAAGAUGAAACUACAUUAAAUAUGUCAGCUAAUUUCAAAACCAGCAUGAAAGAGUUGAAGGUUAUGAAGCAACGGAUAGCUGAGUCAGAGGUUGAGACAGAGAUCGGGAAAAGCUCCCCUACCAAGCAUCUAUUGCAUGAAAUCUGUGACGAUCCUCAGUCAAUGCAAACAGACAUACCAGUAGAAAAAACGCCUGCUUUGACUGGACAAGAGGAUAGUGAGAAUGACAUUGUUCUUGUGGAGCGAUCUCAAAAGGCUGGGAUUAAAUACACUGUUUUCCCAAGAAGAAAGAAAACAAAGAAAUCAAAGAAAAUAAUAAACCCUAGAAAAUUAGAAGCUGUGAUUAAGAAAUUAAGUCAACCCCCAAAGAUUCUUAAAAGGUUUAUUUUAAUUAGCGAUCCUUAUGUACAAAAUAUUAUGAAUAUUAGGUCUGUGUCUCUGGGAAGGCUUUCUAUUUGUGAUAAAGUCAGUACCGAGGUGUCUUCAGCAAUCAAACAAUAUCAGAGCCCCAGCAUCCCUUGUUUGUUAGAUUUUGAGAAGUUUGCAAAAGUGAGGGGUGGAAUUCCAGAAGAAACUUCUGCUCGCAUGUGGGUCAGUGGAAUCUGGAACUGCUGGUUUGAUGAAACUUUCCCUCCUAGUGGGACUGCUUCUGAGGAGAAGGAUACUGAAUUACUAAAAGGAACUGAGAUGGUGGACUCUCAAGAAGCAAAUCUACAAAUCGAACUAGUUGACUCAAUACAGCCUGUUCUUCUUGAAGGAGCAACAGUUAGUAUUGAAGAUUUAGAAAAAGAAGUAAGAAGACUGUCUGAGCUAAUAGAAAAGGAAGAGCAUCCUUCAGCUUUUCACUACUGCAGGCGUGGAGCAAUACAAAGAAAGUUAGGCAAGUUAAAGUCAGCUAUGGAUGACUUGGAAAAAGCUAUAAGCCUAGAACCACUGCUGCUUGAUGCUUACUGGCAUAGACAUUUGAUUUACCUCUUUCAAGACAGAAUUUCUGCUGCUUUGGAUGACCUGAAUUUUAUAACUAAAUGGAGCAAAAAUAAAGCAGAUACAUACCUGUCAAUGGCUGAAAUUUACAGGAAACAAGGUGAUAAUACAUUGGCAAUCAUCAGUUAUAGCUCUGCAAUACAAUGUAGCCCUACAGAUGAUGACAUUUAUUUUAGGAGAGCUGAGUUGUAUUUUGAGGAAAAUCAAUUGUUAUUGGCCAUGGAUGAUUAUGCCAAAUGUUUUCAGUGUAACCCUAAAAGAACAGAUGCACUUAUGAAACAUGGAAUACAUUUCUUUCACCGUUCAGUUUUGCCUACAGCUAUUCAGGAUUUUACAGCUGUGAUCAAGGAAGACCCCAGCAAUGCUCAGGCAAGGCUGUAUCGAGGAAGAGCAUAUGCUAAGCAGCAACAAUACAGAAAUGCAAUACAGGACUUAGCAGCAGCGGUUCAUCUAGACCCUUCUUGUUGGUUAGCAUUCUACUAUAGAGGUUGCAUACUACGACAAAUUGAUCCAAAAAGAGCUGUGCAGGACUUCAGUGUUUCUGUACUCAUCAAUGACACUCAGGAAAAUUUCUGUUCUUUUCUUCAUCGUGGGAUUGUUUACUUAGAACAGUGUCAAUGGUCCCUGGCAAUCUGUGACUUUGAAAGUGUCCUAGCUUUGGACAGGUCUGUCAUCUUUGCUUACCUAAAUAUUGGUUUGAUACUGCUGUUGCAUCUUGAUCAAUGCUAUGAAGCUAUUCGACAGUUUACUAAUGCCAUUGAAAUUGAUCCUCUCAAUGUUCGAGCCUAUGUAUGCAGAGCGCAAGCAUAUCAUAAGAUUCAUAAUUUACCAAAUGCUGUGAAGGAUAUAAACCGAGCCAUUCAUCUUUAUCCAAAUAAAUCACAACUUUGCAUAUUAAGGGGACAGUAUUUAAUGGAGUUGAAGAAAGAUGAGCUGGCAAGUUUAUGUAUUCACCAACUUGCAGAAAUGGAUGAAGAAUCCUUUAUGUCUCAGCCUGUUCAGCAAGCACUCAUUCAGUCAUUUUGUCAAAAUCACAAUAAGGCCAUAGAGUGCUUACGUGAAGCUGCUGCAACUCAACCCGAGCCUUCGAUGUUUGUUAUUUUAGGAAAAAUACAAAUGAAAGCCAAGAAAACUAAGGAUGCUGUGAGGAGUUUUAAAAAAGCUAUGAAGCUCCUGAUGACCUCAGCAAAAAUCCUGCCUAAUACAUUUGAGACUGCAGAAAUGUAUUAUCUCACAGGCCUGUGUUACAUGGAGCAAAAAAGUUUAUUUCAGGCCCGUGAUGCUUUUAGUAUGGCUAUCAGACUACAUUCAAGUUACCCUGAUGCUUUUUAUCAGCGAGGGCUGUGUAGAAUGCAGCUCAGACAAGCUACGUGCAUCCGAGAUUUCAAUCGAGCACUUGCUCUUUGUCCAUCACAUUUCCAGGCAUAUAUGAGUCGUGCUGCUUACUAUGGAAGUAAAGGUAGAUACUCUAAGGCAAUUCUGAAUUGCAAUGAGGCGAUCAAAAUUCUGCCUAGCAGUGCGCGAGCUUAUUUUUACCGAGGAACUUUAAAGUAUCAGAAUAAGACCUUUAAAGCUGCAAUUGAAGAUCUUUCAAAAACUAUUGACCUCAACAAAACCUGCAUUUUGGCAUAUUAUAACAGAGCCAUCUGUUAUCAUCAAAUAAAGGACUUCAAAAAAGCUUUGAAAGAUUAUGGAAUUCUUCUUCUCCUUGAAUUGAGUAAGGAAAUAGCUUUCAAAGUGUUAAUUAAUCGUGGACUACUCUAUGUGGAACUUGGUGAUUAUGCUAAUGCAUGUGAGGACUUUAAAGAAGCAACGUUGCUUAGUCCAUAUGAUAGCCAGAUCUUUCAAGCUAUUGGAAUCUGCUAUCAUAGACUUAAUGAGUUUGAAGAAGCUGUGAGGUCAUUUGACCAGGCUCUCAAACUAGAUCCUGUUUCUGUGGAUGCCUAUGUUGGACGAGGAAAUUCGUACAUGGAAAAUGGACAUGAGGCUGGUUGUAAACAAGCACAGAAAGAUUUCUUGAGAGCAAUUCACCUGAAUCCAAAGUGUAUAAAAGCCAGAAUUUGCUUAGGAUACAACUUUAAGGCCCUUGGAAGGCUUCAGAGAGCAUGGAGCCAAUUUACAGUUGCCAUUUGCAUUGAUUCAAAAUGCCAUGCUGCAUAUGAUGGACGAGCUUCAGUCUGUCUUCAAAUGGGUGAAACUUUUGCUGCAUUUCAAGAUAUAAAUGCCGCACUAAAGCUCACUACCACUGCUCCUCUGCUAACAAAUCGGGGUGUCAUCAGUCAGUUAAUGGGAUAUCUACCCUGUGCCAUGAAGGACUAUCAACAAGCAAUUUCUGUUGACCCAAACUAUGCAUUAGCCUAUUUCAAUGCAGCAAAUAUCUACUUCCAUAAUCGACAGUUUUCACAGGCCUAUUGCUAUUAUUCAAAGGUAUUACAACUUGACCCAAGAAAUGAAUCUGCUGUUAUGAAUCGUGCUAUUACAAAUGCAUUACUAAACAAUAUUGAAGAAGCAAAAGAAGACUUUGAGAAGGCAAUUUGUCUCUGCCCAUUCUCUGCAGCAGUGUAUUUUAACAGGGCAAAUUUCUAUUAUGGAUUGAAGCAAUAUGAACUAGCUGAGAAAGACAUUUCAACAGCAUUGUCAAUUCAACCUAAUGAUGCCUUGAUGUAUAAAUUUAGAGCUGAUAUUUGUGGUAAAUUAGGUUUCUAUAAGGAAGCUGUAGAAGACUACAAACAAGCAAUCAGCAUUCAAGAAGAGAUUGAUUCCAUGUGAAAAGAUACCAGUUCUCAUACCACUUGGGUUCUAUUUGCAGAUUUCUCAGACCUAUAAUUAAAAAAGUCCAACAUGCAAGAAAAAUUUAUAAUUUAUCUUCAUUUUUUUAUAUUCUACACACAUUUCAUUCUCCUAAAUAAGUACCUUGAUUGUGCAAAACUAGCCAGAGUUGUUUAAGAAUAGAAUGCCACAUUUAAUUUUUAUGAGUUAUAUAGUUUGUUCUUUAUUUGUUAGUGUCAAGAGAUAAUUGAUUGCGUUGUUUGCAAAAUGAAGGACAGAGAAGAGGAAUUUAUAGGCAAAAGACCUCAACUGUAUUGGUUAUAGAAGGAUAAAAGAGAGUACACUCUCCCUUCCCCCCAGAUAUAAAUGCUUACAGUGAUGCUAAUUAUAUGUCACCUGGACCAUCUGGGAAAUAAAUAUUCUAAGAUGGCUACCAAAUGCUUGUGACUGCUAACUAGGUCUCACUUUCUUCCUGAUCUUUCUUCUAUACCUCUUCAUAAGAUUUCCUGUUCCCUGUCACUCACAUGGUUGGGGAAAGCCAUUGUGCAAGGUCUGUCUGUUGCAGUGCAUGAGAACUACUCCAAGAACUGAAAUUUGAGAAGGACAUGAUUCAGUUUGUGAGUAAAUAGUUGAGGCUACUUGCUUCCAAUUAAAUAUAUUAUGCUGUGCCAGCUUGAAGAGACAGGUAAAAAUGCAUAAAUAAUAGAUCAUAGUUUUGUAUUCUAAGCUGUAAGAAUGGGCUUAAGAACAGCCUCUCACCUAAACGUGGAGAUUGAAAUGUAAAUCUAUGUGACCAAAAUUUAAAAAUUGUCAGGCCCUACCCAUGUACUAAAUUAAACCCCCAAGUUUGGCAUAGUAUGGUGCAGAUAGCAAAAGGAUGAAGCAAAACAGAUGCCUUUGUCUCAGAAAAGAGAAGAAAGAGGAAUGUUAAGGUCUUAUUCAGAAUGCAAGCAGUCCUGUGGUCUCAUACAGUGGAAAGAUUUCUAAAGGCACAAAUGGCACUUCAAUCCAGUGGUAUAGGAAUUGUAUGUGUAAUUUCAGGUUAGGUUUAUAUGUAAAAUGCUAUCAAUUUUCCUCUUAAAAAAAGGCAAAAGGAAAAGGUGAGAGGGACCUUCACAAAACAAUAGACCUAACACAUGCUGAUAUGUGCCUGUAAUUACUUAAUGUUCUGUAUGUGGAAUAAUCCCUAGGUAGUAGAGAAUAAUUCAGAAUAAAAUCAAAAUUAAAUCAUCUAAUUUAUAUAAAAUCGGUAUUAAAGAGUUACGUUGGUCCAUUUAACUUUAUAACUGACCUUUUUUUGUACUCCUGGAGUUAAGUGAUUUUUUUCAUUUAUGUGCUAUGGAGAUGAAAGUAAAAAAUGUUGUCAUUGCUUUGUCUCAAAGAAUUGCAUUUUAUUUUCUCUGAGUACUUAACACAUUGCUAUAGGCUAUUUCUGUAAAAAUAUCUGUUCUUGCAUAUCUAUGCAGUGUAUGUUUAGUCAAGGCGAUAGACAAUGACUGGAAUUCUAGCUUCGUUCUGGUAUCUAAAGUUUUGCGUUUCUAAUAUCACAUUACAUUGUAAAAAUUCCUAUGCUUGUCACCUUAUGAUAUCUGGGUUGAAAAAAAAAAUACUGUGGAAAGGAAAUUCAGACUAUCACAGCUAAAAGCAGUUAACUCAGUAAAGCAUUUGACUUCAUCCCUACUCUCCUUGACUAUCCUCUUGUUUAAUAUCUAGCGUGAUGAGACUAUGCACCUGCAAGGUCUGUGGUGAUAAGGUUGACUGGAAUAGAUGCAUCACAGUUAAGAUGUAUAAAAGCUAAAACAAGUUCAAAAAAUUUUGUAUUUAAUUUUUGUUUAUUCAUGAUGAGUGUCUCUGAUGUUUAAAAAUGAAUGUUUAUAGAUAUAAACAAUAAAUUAUUUCUAGACA
Molecule: messenger RNA, 7959 nt
Organism: Harpia harpyja (harpy eagle)
Lineage: Eukaryota; Metazoa; Chordata; Aves; Accipitriformes; Accipitridae
Gene: TTC6
Product: tetratricopeptide repeat domain 6
Exons: 33
Coding region: 511-6054 (1847 amino acids)
Molecular function (GO): protein binding
Source: RefSeq, a predicted model, not a curated record